UUAUUUAUGUAGUCGGUAUUACAGAUGUCAAUAAAAGUAGUGUUGACAUCAUUUUUUUUAAAGAAAUUUUUGCAAAUUGUUUUUGUUUAAUAAAAUAUUGUAAUUGUGUUAAAAAUUGCAUACCAUGGAGGCUUUGGAUAUUUUAGAAAAACGCAUAGAUACCUUGUCCCGUAUUAUAGGCAAUGUUCCCGAACAAAAUGCCGCUUCUGCAAAUGCUGAGGGUGAUUCAACAAAAUUGGCUGGAGAGAAUAUUGUUGACUCUUUAGUCUCAGCCAAUAAUAUUUUAAAUGAAGCUAUUUCUGGGCGUGAACAAAUAAAAAAGAUUGUCAAUAGAUCCGAUGAGUUGGAAAAGUAUCUAGAUCCUCAUUUCCUAGAAGAAAAUCAACAAGUCCGAGCUAAAGAAGUCUACCUUAAUGCAGUGGGUCAUGAAUUGCAUACACAAUUUCAACAAUUGGAUAAAAUCAAAGAACUGGAACCAACAUUAGGUGCUGAAUAUUUUCGUAAUAUUCCUGGUGAAUGUGUGGAUAAAUUAAAGCAAAUUAGCCAGGAUAAUGGAGAAUUUGCCCAACAGGCUGAACUUAUUGAAGAAAGUCUAAUAUUGGCCAUGAAACGUUAUGGUGAGAUACAAUCAGGACUCUUGGAGUCACUCAACACUAUGAACAAACGUUUGGAGGCGGUGGAGGAAAAGAUGCAAUUGAAGAAAAAGGAAGAUAUGGAAAAGGAUUUGGAUGUUGAGGAAACGAAAUAGUAAUAUUCAUUUAAAAGUUUAGUAUUAAAAUUCCUUAUAUAUUUAUAGAAAUAACACAAAUAUAGACACAAAACCGAUAAA
Molecule: messenger RNA, 829 nt
Organism: Lucilia cuprina (Australian sheep blowfly)
Lineage: Eukaryota; Metazoa; Arthropoda; Insecta; Diptera; Calliphoridae
Gene: DCTN3-p24
Exons: 1
Coding region: 125-748 (207 amino acids)
Biological process (GO): cytoskeleton-dependent cytokinesis
Cellular component (GO): dynactin complex
Source: RefSeq, a predicted model, not a curated record